GCUACAGCAAACAGGUCGAGCGCCUCCUGCCGGCUUCCCCUACCCCGUCGUUACAUGCCGAGCGGAAGGCGCCAAAGCAUCGCCGCCGAGUAAGCCCGCGGUCCGAGGCCUGUGCCCUGCCGCCCCGGUCCCGCCGCUCGAAAUCCCUGAUUGUCGGGAUGUUCGUGGCUCGGAGUAUCGCGGCCGACCACAAAGACUUGAUCCACGAUGUUUCCUUCGACUUCCACGGCCGAAGGAUGGCGACCUGCUCCAGUGAUCAGAGCGUGAAGGUGUGGGACAAGGGUGAAACUGGGGAUUGGCACUGCACAGCCAGCUGGAAGACACAUAGUGGGUCAGUGUGGCGAGUGACAUGGGCCCACCCUGAGUUUGGGCAAGUGUUAGCUUCCUGCUCCUUCGAUCGGACAGCAGCUGUGUGGGAGGAGAUAGUGGGAGAAUCGAAUGACAAACUACGGGGACAGAGCCAUUGGGUUAAGAGGACUACACUCGUAGACAGCAGAACCUCAGUGACUGAUGUGAAAUUUGCUCCAAAACACAUGGGUUUGGUUCUGGCCACCUGUUCUGCAGAUGGAGUUGUACGGAUAUAUGAGGCCCCAGAUGUCAUGAAUCUUAGUCAGUGGUCAUUGCAACAUGAGAUAUCGUGCAAAUUAAGUUGCAGCUGUAUUUCCUGGAACCCCUCCAGUUCCCGUUCCCAUCCCCCUAUGAUUGCGGUGGGCAGUGAUGAUAGCAGCACAAAUGUGGGCGGAAAAGUUCAAAUUUACGAAUACAAUGAAAACACCAGGAAAUAUGCAAAAGCAGAAACUCUAAUCACCGUUACUGAUCCUGUGCAUGAUAUUGCAUUUGCUCCAAACCUUGGAAGGUCUUUUCAUAUCCUUGCAGUCGCAAAUAAAGAUGUUCGAAUUUUCACAUUAAAACCUUUGAGAAAAGAAUUAAGUGGUUCGGGAGGGCCAACAAGAUUUGAAAUCCAGACAGUGGCCCAGUUUGAUAACCACAACUCCCAGGUAUGGCGUGUCAGCUGGAACAUCACUGGUACGGUCUUGGCAUCCUCUGGAGAUGAUGGCUGUGUCAGAUUGUGGAAAGCUAACUAUAUGGACAAUUGGAAAUGUACUGGCAUUUUAAAAGGAGAUGGAAGUCCAGUAAAUAAUGCCUUACUCCAGCAGCCAAUGGGUGGUCUUAGUUCUUCAGCAUUUAACAGUGCCACUGCACAGAAUGCGCUGAAUGGAACGUCUUCUGCAGGAAGGUAUUUCUUUCCCCCUUCGGAUCAUGCUCGGGCUGGAUCAAGAUGGUCCAGUUAUGCCCAGCUUCUUCCUCUUCCUCCUCCUCUUCCUCCUAUCGCAGAACAGUCUUGUGAUGCUGAUGCAACUCACCUUCAGUAUCGUAACCCUCACGGUCAAUACUCCUGCAGAACUCUCAAUUCCUUGCCAGAGAAUGAGGGGGUGCGACAAUGCCAACAGGACACAGUACGUCCCAAAACACUGGCCACACUACCCUACAUCAAGAACGUAUCUGAACUGACGAGACUCCUAUGGAAUGAUAUGGAAUCUCCUAUGGCCUCAAGGAAUCAUGGCAGCACACAAACUCACAGCCGCACUGUGACAAACACUCACAAGGACCAAAGACCCCUUUCCCAUGACAUGCAUGACCAACCGGUGGUUCGCACGCCUUACGAUGAAGUCUGUUCCACGUGUGGGGUGUUUGUUUUGGCGGUUAAGCCACCGCGCGCGCCAAUAACGGUCGCCCCAGUUCGAAUUCUAACCGUCCUCAGGCCGAACACGAGGCGAUCAGCUCGGGAGAGACUCGCGCCUUCACACCAAAAUCAUACAACACAGACACGUGACCCUUCGGUUCAAGGAUCCAAUGCUUAUAACAUGGAAAGUGUCAGAAACCUGGAAGAUGAAACAUUUCCAAGCUUUCUGUUGCAGUCGGAGAGGGGCAAUAGCAGUGAAAUGCUGGGAAAUGUCACUGUCUCAUCAAAUUUUGGACUGCCUGUAGCUGCUUCAACAGUUGCUAAAAGUAAAUCUGACUUGGGGAACAGAGCACCAGAUGUUCAAUCUUCAUACUUGGAAGAAGGAAGGUUUUCUACAGUGGAUACACAUUCAUCUAAUGUUUUGAACUCUGAAACCUGUCAAAAGUUUGCACUUAGUUUCAAAGAUGAGUUAGACCAUGUUGAUGACUUUCUUGAGGCUCACUGUAUUCCUGAUGUGAUAGAAAAGCACUUGGAUGAAUUUGGUUCCUUGCUCUCAAAAGUAAAUCUGCAACAUACAUUACCUGGGCAACACAACAAUGCACAAGAGAGUUCUCCUGUGCUGGAUUCAUUGACUGAUAAUGAGAAAGGAAAUAAGGUUGAUGACCCAAAGGACCCUGGAACAUCUCCUGCUACGAAACAAACGGAUGAGGAGUUGGGCAUUAGACGAUACAGUGACAGUCUAGCUAGUUUGUUAGAAGAUGAAAGGCUGUUGUCACUGGCUAGUUUAGAAGACCAGUCCACAGAUGAUGAGUUUGAUCCUGAAGCAUUUGGUGAUGAGAAGCUGGACAUUUAUUUCAAACACUUGGUCGCACCAGGAAUGCAGAGGGGUCAUACUGAAGGACAAGAACUCCCUGAGGUCCAUGCUGCUGUUCAAGUACCCAGUAAUAAUCCAACCAUAUGGCACCAGGAUAAUUUUCAAAUGCCUCCUGUUCGACAAGCAGCUACUGGAAUGGAUUCUGCACCAUCAAGUGGUGCAGAUACAGAAGAUGAGUUGGAGGCUGUCCAACAGAGUACUUCGCAAGGACAAUUAUUGAUCUCUAGUUCAGCAAGGCAGUUGCUUGGAGGGAGCAAUCAUCCCAACUUUAGACCAGGACUGGAAGGUGGUAGUUCCGAUGAGUCUAUUGGACCACUUGAUGAAAUAAAUGAUGUCGGAUUUGAAUUUCGAAGGAGAGCAGAGGGUCAGGUCAUAAACUCACCAGUUGUGGGUGAUGGAGGGGAUGGUAGUAGUGGAAGUGAAGAUGAUAUUGGUGUAUCAGCUCGUCUUUCUAAUUCUACAGUCGGUGCUGAUCGAUGGGGAUGUGAAAUGGUGAACAGAAAUGUGGCUGGCGAAGAAGGUGACCAUGACAGUACAGUGACUACUUCCGCUGAUACUGCAACACUUGAAAAUUUGGGAGGCCUCAGAAUAAUAGGCAGAAAUGUUGCUGGUCAAGAUGAACCACACAUUGUGCCUCCAUCAGGAGGGAAUAGGGAAUUUAUUGCUGCUCAAAAUGAGGCAGCAGAACGGUUAGAUCCUGUAGGCAAUGGAAAAAUCGUCACUGCGGUUCCAGGAAAACCCCUCAAUUUAUCCUCCAGAAAAAGUUCAAUGCGACACCACCAGGAAGCUUCAGAUGUUAUGAAUACCAGCAUAUAUGAUGAACCGAAGCUGGAUUCUGUGUAUUUUCGUCCAGUAAGUGGCAGCGUUACCACAGACGACCAGUUAUUUUCUACAGUCCAAAGCACACCCUUUCGUCUUUCACAAAUUACCUGCACAUCUUCUGGAAAUGACGUCGCGGAUCCAAGAGAUGGACCUUCUGGAGACAUAGUAAUCCACACGGCAACCAGAGGAAGAGGUGAUGUUGAUGAGACCUUAAGUGUUGAUUCAGAUCCACCCCUUGCUGCUGCCUACUUAUCACCUGUGAAUCCAGAUGGAAGUAAAAGUGAGAUGUGGACCGAUUCUUCAAAAAGUUCUCCUUUUUGUAAACACCGGAAAGCUGAUUGCAACUCUGCGUGUUCCCAGUGGGAUAAUGAGAAAGGUGAGAGACGAAGUGUGGUUUACCAAAAUGAAGAAGGAAACUGGGUGACAGAUCUGGCUUAUUAUUAUUCAUUGGACAAAGAACAGAAUCAGUUCAAUCUACCAACUGAUUUAGUCAAUAGUAUUCAAGAAGAAGCAUUCUUAACUGGCAACCAAGCUGUUGCAUUGAUUGAAGAAGAUCAGGAGGAGUUUGAAGAAGAAAACAAGUUCAUUCAGGAUGACAAAAUGGAUGCAACCUUUACUGAAGGAUUGCUUGGAAAUGAUUCCUGGCAGCUUCCAGCUAAUAGCUACUUGAUGUUGAGAGCAUCAAAGGCGGGGUCUGACUUUAUGCAAGGCAGUGAGAGUUAUCUCCGUCUCACUCUUGGAGAAUUCUUUGGUGAGCGAUCAGAGGCUCUUGGAUGUCUUGGAGAACAGAACAGUGGCAUAAAACGGCCUUCAUUUGGAUAUUCCAUAACAUCACCGGAACGGAGAACGCCUGUUGCUUUAUUUGAACCUGAUUUGUCAAAAGACCACAGCAAAACUCCUGAGCUGUGCAAUGACAAUGCACUUCAUUCAGCAGCGCUGAGAUGCCCGGAUCAAGAAACUACAGCAGAAAUUUCAGCUGCAUCUCUAAGUGAUGAGCAAACUGAAAAUGACAAAUUUCAAAUUGACCAGGAAGUAAGUUUAAGAAUUUCCAUGAAUGCAAGUGAGAAUAAACGGUGUUCGAGGUCACCUGUGAAAGCUGAAGAACCUAGAGCGUACAACGGUACAGAUUCUGUUUUAAGUAUAAGUACAAUUGCUUCAGCCAUAGCUGAUGCUUCGGUGAGUGCUGAUCCUGCUCAGUUAGCUGCAAUGAUUUUGGAACUUUCUAAUAAGAACAGGAAGAAAAGUGAGCCUGCAGCUAUAAGCAGAACACCAAAUGUGCAAUUACAGGACCAGAAAAGCAAUAUGAAAGAUUUGGGUGUUACAUUGGACAAGGGUCAUGAAAGAUCUGAGACCAAUGAGAAUGAAGUUCCAAAACCUGAAUUUAAACCAGUGCCAGAAUCUGCUUUUACUUGCUGUUCAGAUUCUGUUGGUUUCUGUGAAAAUUGCAGGAAUUCUCAUAGCAUGUUGAAUUCAUCUUCAGAAAAAUCCUGCUUAAGGAGAACCAGCAAGGAGAAAAAUAAGAAAUUGGUGCUUUCAAAUGAAGAGUUGUGCCAAAUUAAUCCAAUAAGCAACAGUUGCUGUUGCAAAUCAGAAAAUAGUUGUCUGUCAGUCAAAUUAGGUAAGGAUGCAAACAGACCACAUGCUCAAAAUGAAAUUACAGAAACCUGUGCAUUUGAGUCAAAUAGAUUUCCUGAUCCCAAAUGUGGCAGCAGCCAGUUCACUGAUAUAAAGUGGAUGACAGAAGAGGGAUUUGUUAACAACAGAGCUUUUUCAAAUGGAAAUACGACCAGUGACUUGGCAAAUAUAAACCGUACUAUUUCUGUGGUGGAGAAAGAUGAAGAAUCUCCUUCAGCUGUUUCAGAGAAACUUCAUGUCCAGAAGAAAGAGAAUGAAGCUUGCUUGGAUAAAGCGUUUUAUAAAGCAAAGAUUGAAAGAGUGUCUGAGAUGGCACAAAAAAGUGUUGAGAAAAUGUCUUCGGAAACUUGUGAGAGUGUGUUAAGAAUAGUACACAAUGAUUUCAAAGUCCCCGUUUCUCUAGAACCCACUGCUGUUCAUGGUAUGACACUGAAUAAUUCCAGUUUGCAUCGUCCAAAAUUGCAUUCCACUGGAUCAGUGGAGCAAAGAUUUCGGGAUUUGACAAGCAAGGCAAUGGGUGAAGACGAUCGAGAGAUGCAUGUAAUUUCAAAGCUCCAAGAAGGGACAGAUGAACGAAAGAACUCCAAUUUCAACGAUGAGGAAGCAAGUGUCAACUUUCACCAACAUGAUCAGGCACCAGUUGCACCAAAAAACCACACUGCUGAUCAUGGCUGUGCAGCAGACCAACUAAAUUUGAAGCCCUUGACUCAUUCGUCACCAGGCCAAGUAUCAGAUUUCCAAACGUCCACAAGCAGUUCCUCCUCAUUGACACACUCCAAUGCAAACCUUACCAGAUUGAGCUAUAUAUCUGGUAUUGAUGCAACACUACAAAACAGCACUGCCAUUGGAAGUCCAGUGAAUUCCAAGAAUGACCAAACCAUUGAGCUAAGCACAACAAUUAUUCAAUCAAGUCCCACACCAACACCAGAUCAAACUCUAAUUAAUUCAAGUGAUUUGAUCUUUUCAAGCUCACUGGAAGGACAUAAAACAAAUUAUGAGCACGGAAGAUUGGGUUGUGAUAAACAGCCAAGUGAUCAGGCCAGAAGUCCUGAGAAUCAGGUUGAAAAAGCAUGUGUUUCACAAACAGCUGAUAACCUAUCUUCUCCACAAUCUGAGAAAGCAAAGACUCAACCAAGUAAGCAGCGGUUGGAUGUUUUCCUUUCAGCAUCAGGCCAGCCAAUGGCAUAUGAAAAUCCAUCUGUACCACAAAAAGCUGAUAAUGUUUGUGCAUCUGGGCAGGACAAGAUUCACAGAGUACGUUGUGUAGAAUCAGUGAAUGCUCCCUCUGCAGCCAGUAGUGGAUUAAGUGUUCUCCCACCAUUAAAUUCUGAUUAUAGAUGUAUACCGAUUUCGAGUUUUAAACUUCCAGCAACGUCUUCAGAUGUGCCCAUGGCAGCCCCAGCAUUACUUACUGGGCAUUCAUUGUUAACAACUCCAUUGGCGCAACAGUAUCUGGGAACGCUGACUUCUACUGCCAAUUGCUUAAAUGUGCCUUUGACCUCAUGCUAUUUGGGCAAUACUUUGUCAUCGAAUUUGCAUAGCCUUGCAGCUGGUUUACCUGGUGCUCAUGUGCUCAUGGAGAAUAUUCAUCCACUUGAUCCUAAAUUAGGGACAAGAAUGCUUAACUCAGCGCAGUUUUACAGUGCGCACGCUGUACCCUUGGAUUCUAAUUUUAUAACACAGCCUGUUGGUUACCAACCAUCUAGAAUAAGCAUGUUUGAUCAGUGGCCAGGUGGACUUCAGCUGAAAGAUAUUGGUCAAGUGCUGGUCCCAGAGGAAUUGAAGUUUCCGAACUCCUGUUGUGUUGGAAUAGCAUCGCAAACAUCUCUCAGCAUGUUUAAUCCAACUGAACGAUGGAUGCAAGUCUCUCUACGAAUUGUUAGUGUUUCGGUGAAUGGAGAGAAGAUGGACGCAUUUGCUCACCACUGUUGGAUAUUCAAGAACAAAACCAUCAUUGGCCCCCAUGUUACUGAAGAUUUGAAAUUGAUGUUCCUUCCACGUCACUCAGGAAUUUUUCAGUGCGUCAUUUGUGUCUCCUCCUAUCCUGUCUCGUCAGACGCCAAUACAGUUGUCAGAGCCGAAGCACUUGCUGUGAGAGUGGUUAUUACAGCUGUGGCAGAAGAUCCAUUGAUUGAGGUUUUAGCAGGGAAAAACAAAAGCUUGGAUUUUGGUGAUUUGGUACCUGGCAGUGACAAAGCACUCUCUCUUAAACUAAUCAACAGGACUCAUUCCACUGUUCCCAUUCGACUUGUCAUCAGUGCAAAUGCUGCUGCAUGGAGAUGUUUUACAUUUUCCAAGCCUGAUGCAUUAGCAGAAACUGCACUGAGGACUGAAAGCACCUCUCCAUUGGUGGCCCCAUCGGUCAUGAAUCACGUGAUGCAAGCCAGCUAUGAAGGAGAGGAUCCUGAAAAUUUUAUUUUGUGGGUUCAUUUUCAUGCUCCGCAAAAAUACAUCAGCAAUACAGGCCCUUUAGGUGUAGCUGAAGACUACUUUGCAAGAGUUGACAUAGAGGUUGACACACCUGGCCCCUGUACUGUUAUUAACAGCGUACCACUCUGCGCAAGAGUUGGAAUUGCCAGAAUACAUGCUCCUAAAGACCUACAGACACUCAUAAUGUGUGCUCAGCCUGGAAUGACAUCUAGGCAAAUUCUACCUCUCAAAAAUGCAGGAAAUAUUGAUGCACAACUCAAGAUUCAGACUGCAGAAUCCUAUUUUUUGGCAAAGCCAGAAAAUCUUUUAAUUCGACCUGGAGAAGAACUGGAAGUUGCGGUUUCAUUUAAUCCUCCAGUGGACACCCAAAGCACAAUACAAAGCCAUUUGACGAUCCUCGUCCAGCCUUUUGGUCCUCAGUAUGAAGUUGCUUUAAAAGGAUUGCUUGGGAAACCCGAAUCAGUCCAGUCUAUCACUUCAUCUUCAAAUUCCUCAGUCGGUGUACCACCAAUUCUAUCCAACAAGCAAUUUGUGUCAUGGGGCGGAGUUUCUCUAGGAAGGGCUGUUCAACAGAAGUUAAUUCUCAGAAAUAAUUCUUCAUCUAUUGCACAACAGUUACGACUGUUGAUCAAAGGUCAAGAUCAAGACUGCUUUCAGUUACAGAGCUCUUUUGGCCCUGAAGAAAGACUAAGUAGUAGUCGUGAGUUGAUGGUUUGCCCGAAAGAAGAUGUCUGUGUUCAUCUUUUGUUUGCACCUACACGGGUCACUUCCAUGUUGGCAAGGCUUGAAAUUAAGCAAUCUGGAAUACGUUCAGGUCAACCAGGAGUAAAAUUCACUAUUCCACUUUCAGGCUAUGGAGGAACAAGUAACAUUAUAUUGGAAGAUGUUGAUAAACAAUCAGAUGGUUAUGCGGUGAAUUUGAGUGGUAUCACACCUGAUAAAGUGACCAAAAUAACUUUCUGCGUGAGAAAUACAGGCUCUCGGGCUGCUUACGUUAAGGCAGCUUGUUUCUCAGAUUUGCAAAUGACAACUUUUAUGACCACCGAUGUUAUACAGGUUUCUCCAGCACAAUUUGUUGUCAAGGAACGGACUCAAGAGAUAAUUACUGUGACUUGUCACUCCACUCUAAGAGAAUAUCUUCACUGUAAAAUGGAUUCAGCAUUUCUUUGUAGAGUUUGUUUCUUUUGGGGAGAUGAGAUGGCACGACAGCAGCUAAGAAGGGCUCUUACCCGGAAUCAUCGUGCCCACGAUCAGAUAGUUUGCGGUAAUAGUCCACUCAGAAAGAUUAAUUUCAAUCAAAUGUUUCCUGGUGAAGAGUUGGUGUCAGAAGUCUAUGAUAUCCCAAAGAGAACAAAUGACAUAAAGAUUUUUUAUGGAAACCUGAAUAAGGUGAUGCUCUCUGUUACUGGAAGCUCUACAACUGAAAUCACUCAUACAGAAGCUUUGGAUUCAUUUUCAUUGUCUGAUAGUAUGAGCGUUGAAUCAGAAAGUGUACACGGAAGCUCAGAAAGGAAUCCAUCAAAUGCAUCAUUAGAUGUACUUCCAGUGAGAGGCCCACAAGGUUCUCCAUUAUCUUUGAAUGCUUCUAAUCAAAUGCUGAAGCAGUCACCUAAACAAAAAUCAUCAUGGACUAUUCGGCCUGAAUAUUUAAUUCUUACUGUGCCAUCAGCUGAUGGAUCAGCGCAGACUGGACGUGUACAGAUUAUAAAUCAUUCCCCUAGGUCUUUGGCUUUUGAGUUGUCUUGGCCAGCACACUCGUUAACAGUAACACCCCAACAUGGAGUUGUUGAUCCAGAGAGCCAUUUAUUAAUUCUUGUGAGUCCAAAUCCUUCUUUCAUUGCUAAACCUUCUGCUGUACCAUGGAGUGGAAAGAUCUAUGUGCAAUGUGACAACAUACAGCAGUUAAUUAAAGUACAAAUCCGUGAAGAUGUUAUAAUGGACACUUCGGCAUCUGUGUUAAGCCCAUCUGCUGUGCUAGAUAUAGAACCUUGGACCCCUAACCUUAAUUUGGCAAAGCCUCUGUUAAUAUCUCCUCCUACCAAACUAAAGAUCAAGAACAGAACUGUGCACUUUCCCUCAACAUCAGCUGGGUCUACUUCAGAGUCAUUAUUGGAAAUUGAAAAUGGUGGGGAAGAAACUGUGCAGUGGUUUUUAUCUUCAUUUGCACCACCAUAUGUAAAGUGGGUGGAUGAGAGUGGAGACAUUUACAGAGCGACCUAUACAGUUUUUAGGUGCUGUAGAUUGUCUGGAACACUGCAGGCACUUACUAAAGAGAAGUUGCCAAUUAUGUUUAUGCCUCGAGAUAAAGGUGACUAUUCUCAGUUCUGGGAUUUGGAAUGUCGUCUGGCUGCUGAACCACACAGGAAACACAAAAUUCAGUUUCAGCUUCGUGGAGUGGGGACAAAAGCUAAGGAGAGCUCCAAGAAAACUGAUUCAUCCACAAAACUGGUGAAAACUGAAACAGCAAUGAAAACAAGGAAAUCUAUAUCAGAAAGAUUGGCCAGAAAAGGACAAGAACAGCCACCUUUCAAAGGUGUGUUUGCUCCUGAGGAUCUGUACUCGUUUCCAGCAACACCUGUUGGAGAAUCAAGCACGUUAAAGAUUAAUUUGCGCAAUAGUUCAUCUGUUGCACACAUGCUGAAGUUUGUAAAUCCCAGGGAGCCAUUUUAUAUCAAGCAUUCCAAUUAUUCAUUGCGUGCUCAACACUACAUCAAUCUACCUGUCCGGUUCAAACCAGAGUCAGAGGGCAGAUUCGAGGCACUGCUCGUGAUACAAACAGAUACAUGUGGAAGUCUCCCUAUUCAACUUAUUGGUGAAGCCAUUAGAAAAGAGUAAAUGAAAGUUAAUUUUGUUAAAUUAAUUGUCUAGUUGUACUUUAAGAUCUGUCUCCAGGAGGGGAAAGUUCCACAGCAAACAGUGUUAUGUAGAAUUGUACAGUAAUAAAUGGAAAAUGUACCUUUCAUGUACAAAUUUGCAAAUUGUACAUUUUAUAAAUGAAGAUAUUUAUGCACUGCUGCCACUUAACAUCAGCAUAUUGACUUUCAGAAAGCGGGAAAGUAUAUUAGUAUAUAUUUGUAGUAUACAAAAUAACAAUGCCAGUUUACUAUGGGAAGGAGCUGUAAAAGCUUGUCUUUGCCUUCAUUAUUGUAUAACUUGAAAUAUUUUGCACAAGCUUUAUUUUUGUGGCUAUUUUGUGUACAUUUGAAAUAGUUUUUACACUGUGUAUAUUUGAAAUAAAGUUAGU
Stegostoma tigrinum is the source of this 10689-nucleotide messenger RNA. Its product is annotated as centrosomal protein of 192 kDa-like. Lineage: Eukaryota; Metazoa; Chordata; Chondrichthyes; Orectolobiformes; Stegostomatidae. Bases 159 to 10280 code for a protein of 3373 amino acids. Gene Ontology annotation, cellular component: cytoplasm; centriole; pericentriolar material. Gene Ontology annotation, molecular function: protein kinase binding. The transcript is spliced from 58 exons. Gene Ontology annotation, biological process: centriole replication; centrosome-templated microtubule nucleation; centrosome duplication. The record is from RefSeq and is a predicted model, not a curated record.